AUGGCCACAACCGCUGUAGGCGCAGCAUUUCUCCUGCUGCUACUUCUCCCCUUCUGCAUCUCUAUCUCCCAACCGAUCUCCGAUUCUCACCGAUCCGCCGCUUCUAACAUCUUCAAUGAAAUCUCUCCCAGUUUAGAAGAUGCGUAUGAGGCACUGAGAGUUUAUGAGAUUCUUACAAUUGAGAAGAAGCCGAUUGAUACCAAAGGCACUUGUAAGAAAGUGUUGGAAAAUCUAGGCUCGUCUUCUUCCCCUCUUAAGGAUGUGUUCUAUGCGUUGAAAGUUAAUGGCGUAUUGAAAUGCAAAGUUGAUGGUGCGGUUUUCAAGGAUAUUGCCUCAAGACUCAAGGCCACUGUCCAUGAUGCAAGUACUUUGCUUGACACAUACUACUCUGUAGGAAGUUUGGCUCUUAUAAAGGGUCAGGCUUCAGAUGUUGACGUUCUUCUAACUGAUGCUAAUGGUGUUUUUCAAUCAAUCAAGGCUCUAAGCCAAACUGAUGGAAGAUGGCGCUACAGCUCUGAUAAUCCAGAGUCUAGUACCUAUGCUGCUGGAUUAGCUCUUGAAGCUCUUGGUGGAGUGAUUUCACUUGCAUCUUCUGAAAUCGAUCAGAGUAAGGUCAGUAUAGUAAGAAAUGGUAUAGUGAAGCUAUUUGACAGCGUCGAGAAAUAUGAUGAUGGAGCAUUUUAUUUUGAUGAGAAAUCUGUUAAAGGAUCCGAGCAUCAAGGUUCCCUUUCCACGACUUCUUCAGUUGUUCGAGGGGUUGCUGCAUUUGUUGCAGUAACUUCUGGGAAAAUAAAUCUUCCAGGGGAUAUAAUUCUGGGUUUAGCCAAGUUUUUCCUCGGCAUUGGAAUCCCCGGAGAUGCCAAGGACUUCUUCAAUCAAGUUGAAUCCUUAUCCUUUUUCGAGAGCAACAGAAUUUCCAUUCCACUGAUUUUGUCACUUCCUGAAACAGUCCAUUCAUUGACCAAAAAAAGCCAGCUUAAGGUCAAGGUCAAUACAGUUCUUGGUUCAGAUGCACCACUUCUGACAGUUAAGCUUGUCCGAGCUUUUAGCACUGGAGCAAAAAAUUCAGCUAUUAUUGAAAACAAGGAGCUUCAGUAUGACCAAAAAAGUGGAUUUCAUUUCUUGGAUACCCUCCCAGAAAAUGUUGAUGUGGGAACAUAUGUUUUUGUUUUGGAGAUUGUGCUACAUGAUUCUGAAAGUGACAAAGUUUAUGCUACUGGAGGCCAAAUUCAUGUGCCAAUAUAUGUCACAGGCGUUAUUAAAGUUGGCAGUGCAGAAAUUGCAGUUCUGGACAGUGAUCUUGGAAAUGUUGAAACCUAUAAGACGCUAGAUUUGGCUGGAAAUGAUGUCGCUUCACUCUCGGCUAACCACCUGCAGAAGUUGAGGCUUUCUUUCCAAUUGGAAACUCCUCAUGGCCGUGUUUUCAAGCCUCAUCAGGCAAUUUUAAAGUUGAAACAUGAAUCUAAGAUUGAACACAUUUUUUUGGUUGGAAGUACUGGCAAGAAGUUUGAGAUCACAUUUGAUUUUCUUGGCUUGGUGGAAAAACUUUUUUAUCUCUCUGGCAAGUAUGACAUUGAGCUGACUGUUGGUGAUGCUGUCAUGGAGAACUCCUUCUCACGACUACUCGGUCAUGUCGAAUUAGAUCUUCCAGAAGCUCCUGAGAAAGCAGCUCGUCCUCCUCCACCACCUGUUGAUCCUUACUCAAGAUAUGGGCCCAAAGCAGAGAUUAACCACAUAUUCAGGGUUCCUGAAAAGCGACCACCCCAGAAACUUUCUCUCGUAUUUUUGGGUUUGAUCCUUUUGCCACUCAUCGGCUUUUUGGUUGGGUUGUUACGUUUGGGGGUGAACCUGAAGAAUUUCCCUGGUUCAACAGUACCCGCUACAUUUGCCACCCUUUUCCAUCUUGGUCUUGCUGCAGUUCUGUUGCUUUAUGUACUUUUCUGGUUGAAGCUGGACCUAUUCACCACACUCAAAAUACUUGGCCUUUUGGGAGCUUUUACGAUGUUUUUCGGACACAGGAUUCUUUCCUAUCUUGCUUUAACAUCGUCCAAGUUGAAGUCUGCAUGA
Vicia faba (fava bean) is the source of this 2067-nucleotide messenger RNA. The record is from the annotation of a GenBank genome assembly. Lineage: Eukaryota; Viridiplantae; Streptophyta; Magnoliopsida; Fabales; Fabaceae.